Empidonax traillii (willow flycatcher) is the source of this 1349-nucleotide messenger RNA. RefSeq names its product coiled-coil domain containing 42 (gene CCDC42). Gene Ontology annotation, biological process: spermatid development. The transcript is spliced from 7 exons. Bases 338 to 1276 code for a protein of 312 amino acids. Lineage: Eukaryota; Metazoa; Chordata; Aves; Passeriformes; Tyrannidae. The record is from RefSeq and is a predicted model, not a curated record.
GGACAGCUACAGGAGGUGUCACAAUAGUUGGAUAGCCACAGGAUCUGCCACAGUGCUUGGAGCAGCCACAGGAGCUGCCAAAAUGGUUGGAGUAGCCUCAGGGUCUCUCUGUGGGAUUAGAGUAGCCACAGGGCUUGUUAUGGGGGUUAGAGCAGCCACAGGGCUUUUCCUGGUGCAUUAGAGUGGCCACAGGGCCUCUCUCUGGGGUCAGAGCAGCUGCAGGGCCUGUCCUGGUGCACUGGAGUAGCCACAGAGCUUGUUGCAGGUGUUGGAGUAGCUGCAGGUGAAGGCAGGGACAGGAGCAGGGCCAGCAGGACCUGGGCUCUGGUGGCUGCUGAUGGCUGGAGCGAUGGACCCGGGAGACAACGAGAAUGCCAACUAUUACCGUGAACAGUACAGGGCCAAUCUCCUGACCCUGCUCAGGGAACUCGGAGAGCCAGAUGAGGACCCUGCAUCCUCAUUUAUGUGCCUCCUGAAGAAGAAGAAAGAAUUACGAUGUUUGGAAGAGGAUGUGGAGGAGAAAAAAGAGGCCUUCAGGGAGAGGCUGGAGGCCAUUGCUGAGCAGUGGAGGGACCUGCACGCUAGGAGGACUCAGCUGAAGGCCCGUGUGGAGAGAUCUGGGAGGACUGUGCAGGAGAAUGAAAUGCUGCGAAACCAAGCCCUGAGGAAAGCCAGCAAAGAUAGAGAGGAGAAUAUAAAAAAGGAGAAUGAGCUCCUGAGAGCCAAGAGGGAACUGGAAGCCCUCAGAAAACAGCAUCAGAAACUCUGCCAGAAACUGCCAAAAUACUCUGUGUUCAAGAGGUACCUGGAGGAUGUGGUGGAGGUCUCACAGUUUCGGGACAUUGAGGAUGUCAUUUCAUUCUACAAGUCACUGAUGAGGUCUCGCAAGGAGCUGCUGCAGUCACAGCACCGGGACAAGGAGAUGACUGAGCAAGCCAGGGUGCUCCUGGACCAGUACAGGGCACAGAAAGGAGCUGAGAUGCUUCAGUGCAAGAACGAACUGGUGCAGCUAAAACAAUAUUUAGACAAGGCUCAAAGCGACCUCCCUGUCUGGGAGGCUCAGUGGAUGGACAUCCAGAACAGGGCUGCCAAGAAGAGCACGAAGCUGAGGGCCAUCGAGAGGACCAUCCACGGCCUCUUCCACGCCGCCAGCACACGGCUGAACGCAAAGUGGAAGGUGGCAGCACACGACACUCACAGACAGCUGGAGAUGAUCCAGCAGUUUAUUGAAGACCUCAGGGACAUCUCUAUGGAGGACAUGGAGAAGUACAAGUGAGAAUCUGUGCAGGGACCUGCCCUUCCAGCAGGGUGGAAAGGGAAAGGAGAGAAGCCAAGAGAUACUGCAGAAU